AUGCGCAAGCUGCACAGCACACUGAAGAACUGGGCAGUACAAGAAAAAGGCAGCUGCAGAAACGCGUUGCCUACCCACCUGUUGGCCUGGUCACCAGCUGCCCGCCCGCUGCCCAGCUGCCUGUCCAACCACCAGUCGCCCUUCCUCUGCCCAGCCACCCGUCUGCUGCCAGCUGCCCACCCUCUAGCUGCCCUCCCGCCGCCAGCCACCUAUCCAUCACCCGCUGCCCAGCCACCCACCAGCCAUCCACUGGCCGCCCAGCCAGCCAUCCGCCGCCCACUGCCCAGCCAUCUGCCCACCCGCAAGCCGCCUAUCCACAGUCUGCUGCUUAGCCGCCUACUGCCCACUGUCCAGCCACUUGCCCAACCUCCAGCCGCCUUUCCACUGCCCAGCUGCCCAUCCUCUGCCAGCUGCCACCCCAUAGUUGCCCUCCUACUGCCAGCCGCCUAUCCAUCGCCCGCUGAGCAACCACCCGCCAUCCAUCCACCGGCCGCCCAGCUACCCAUCCAACACCCACUGCCCAGCCGCCUACCAGCCACCCACCCGCAGCCCAGCCACCCACCCACUGCCCAGCCACCUACCAGCCACCCACCCGCUGCCCAGCCACCCACCCACUGCCCAGCCGCCAGUCCGCUGCCCAGCCGCCAGUCCGCUGCCCAGCCGCCUACCAGCCCCCAGUCCGUUGCCCAGCCACCCACCCGCUGCCCAGCCACCUACCAGCCACCCACCCGCUGUCCAGCCACCCACCCGCUGCCCAGCCGCCAGUCCGCUGCCCAGCCGCCACUGCCUAUCCAUCGCCCGCUGCCCAACCACCCGCCAUCCAUCCACCGGCCACCCAGCUACCCAUCCAACACCCACUGCCCAGUCACCUGCCCACCCUCAAGCUGCCCAUCCACGGUCUGCUGCCUAGGCGCUCGCUGCCUCCCGUCUGCCAGCCGGCCACCCGCUGCCCAGCCACCAAUCCACUGCCCAGCCGACUACCAGCCGCCAGUCCGCUGCCCAGCCGCCUGCCAGCCAGCCAUCCGCUGCCCAGCCACCAGUCCGCUGCCCAGCCGCCUACCAGCCGCCAGUCCGCUGCCCAGCCGCCAGUUCGCUGCCCAGCCGUCUGCCAGCCAGCCAUCCGCUGCCCAGCUGCCUACCAGCCGCCUGCCAGCCACUCACCCGCUGCCCAGCCACCAGUCCGCUGCCCAGCCGUCUACCAGCCGCCCGUGA
Messenger RNA from Brienomyrus brachyistius, 1212 nucleotides. RefSeq lists its product as uncharacterized. The record is from RefSeq and is a predicted model, not a curated record. The transcript has 3 exons. The coding region runs from base 1 to 1212 and encodes 403 amino acids. Lineage: Eukaryota; Metazoa; Chordata; Actinopteri; Osteoglossiformes; Mormyridae.